Molecule: messenger RNA, 2619 nt
Organism: Exophiala aquamarina CBS 119918
Lineage: Eukaryota; Fungi; Ascomycota; Eurotiomycetes; Chaetothyriales; Herpotrichiellaceae
Exons: 3
Source: RefSeq, a predicted model, not a curated record
AUGGCCGGUUCCUCUCAUGGACCCAAGCGCGCUGCCGAAUCAACAUGGAAGUACAGCAAUGGGCCCCUGAUGAAGGUAGAAAAGCAGAUUCGAAAUCUAGAUGGCUCUUCUUACCAAGUCAUUCCGACGGAGUCUCUGGCACACCGGAAUUUCGUCUUCCAAACCGAUAAGUCGUCAUUUCAAGUGACUUCGUCCCCGUUGUUGGGCUCUGUCGAUGCUUCUCGAAGCAAAGAACACAAACCUGCACCUCCACCACCAAUUACUGACCACUCUUUCGUUGUCAACACCGUUGGUAGCAUGCAAAGUGGCGAACGAACAACCGUUCUGCUCGACUCGCCUAGCUUCAAUAACCCGGUUCUUGAAGAUGACUCUCUGGAUGGAAGACGGCUACACUCGGUGGGCGAUCCUCAAAUUCUGCGGAAACGGGCCUUGAGGAGCACUCGUCCCCUCAAGAUCUCCGACAAGGUCAACAGUGACAUCUGGCAGAUCAUCCUCGGUUACUGUGAGCCCAAGCUCCUGCUCGAAGCGAAAACAAUCAAUAAGGAGUUCCGCCAGCUCCUUUCAGAUCGCACCGCGAUAUGGAGAGCGAGUCGGCAGAACUUCUUUGGCUACGAUAUGCCCGAAUGUCCAACUGGUCUGACGGAGCAAGCCUAUGCCGAUCUCUUGGUGGGUCGGGGUUGUCAGAACCGAAGCUGUCCAAAAGAGCACACGGCUGGGGUCUACUGGACCUUUCAAGUCCGCCUCUGUGCCGAAUGUUUUAGGCAGAAGACUAUGCGGGCUGAUGAGUUACCAAUACAUCGAAGACAUAUUCUGAACCGCACAGUGGAAAGUGAAGGAAGACCUCUGUGGGAAUUGCUGCCGCUUGCACGAAGCGAUGGUCGACGGUACAUGCGGCCGAGAUCGGUAGAUACAAGCACGAAUGGAUGGGCCAAUGCCCAUAGCCUCCGCCAAUAUGUUUUCCUCAAGUCGGCGUAUACGCAGCUUGAGAAUCAGCACCACGACCUUCUCCUAUCGGAACCCUCUCCAGUUCAAAUGACCACAUGGAUCGAUGGGAUUCAUAGUAGGACGAUGGAGUUCAUGGUCGAGGUGGACAAUCUCGAAACCUGGUACAAACGUCAAAAGAUAUCGGACAGCGUCGUGCACAGUAUCCGGGAGCGAUUCUUUAUUGCCCGUGCGGCUCAGUUAUCACCGCCAAUGAAACGGAGCGUGCUUUGGAGGAUGGCAGCUUUCCGACGAAUAUUGAAGGUACAAACCCCGCCUACAGAACGGUCAUGGAAGACGUUGAAGGCCAAGAUUCUGCCUUACCGACUACAUGCAGAAAUUGUUGAGCAAUAUGAGCUUGACAUGUUCCAGGGCUCUGAUCGAUUCUCUCAGGCCAGCUCCUCUUCAACUCCUACUGCUAUAAAACUGCACCGGCAGUUGCACGAACACCGUUCGGGAUUGACGAUGAAGCCAGAGCAACGAUUUGUGCUUGAGCUUGGAGAAAGGGAGCUCACGCGAUGUCUGGAGAAACAGGUGGCAGAUGCCGAUCUGGUCCUCUUGUGCCUAAAAAACGUCUUCGAAACCUAUGCAGCAUUGAGCGAAGUACCUAACGGAUUGAAUUACGAUGGUACCUUUGGCCCUUAUCGGUUAAGCCUGGACGAUGCUCGGAUGAUCGUGGAGGAAGUCAUGGAAAAGCGGAUACCUAAAAUGUCUUUGAGAGGUGGUACAGUAUUUCAGAACCUCCGAUGCAGAGGCUGCCGUCGGACAGACUUCAUUAGAAGCUGGUCAUUCGUUGAGGCGUUCGAACACAUUCUCCAAGUGCAUGCAACUGUGGUAGGUCAAGGGUUGGAAUUCUGGCAGUUUGCAGUUCCGUAUGUCCGCGAUCUAGACGAAUUCUCUCGACGAGAUCAUGGAACAGCCUUUCCUUGGUAUACUGUGGCGUGGCCUCGAUGUUUGCCGCUUGUCCCGGGCCACCAGGAGCCUUGGGCUCUCGACAGUUGGCAUCCAGCCAUCAGCAUACCCUUCGUGGAGUAUCCUCGAAACACAAUUGUCUCUGCCUUUGAAGGCCGAAUUCCUCGCCCCACAGAGAUUCCACAUGACGAUUUUACUGGCAAUCUGUUACACGCAGCAAAGAUACUGAACGGGGUCUGGCUUGAGGGACCGUGUCAAAUGAAGAUUGCCCUUAAAUACGCAGUCGACCUAUUCUCUCCUGGUCAGGUAUCGGAACCAUCGCUGUCGAAGUUUGCAGCAAGCCUGGAACUAUUCCACGAUGCCAAUCCGGCAAUUGAACUCAGAUUUCGGUGCGGCGUUUGUGUAGGAGAAGCAAGUGUGUAUCGAACAGCGAGACAUGUUAAAUAUAAGAUCUCUCUAGAAGGUCUCUUGAGCCACUGGGAAGAAAAACAUUCGGGUGGCGGGUACAAGUGGAGCCAGAGCCUACUGCAAUUACCCUCAGAAACAGAAGUAAUGCAGCAAAUUUGUGAAGCAGAUCAAAAGCUGCAGCAAGACAGAGAAGCAACGCGCGAAAGGACAGAACAACUACAUCUUUCUGAGAACGUCCGAAAGCGACCGAAGCUCAAAGCAAGCUUGGUGAUGACUGCACGAUCGGCGGGUGGAAUAUUCGAUCAAUUGUUUGAUCGG